AAACGGCGAGCCCCAUAAAUUGGUGGGGCUCCGACAGACGCCUCAGCCUCUGGACCCCAGAGAGCCCCAAACUCCGGAGAGGAGGCCGAGCCCAGAGGGAGCAGCGGCAUGGCCCGAGCCGGAGCCGCCCCGGUCCUCCUCCUCCUCCUCCUCGGCGUCCCGCUCCUCACGCUGGCGCCGACCAUCGUCCGAGGAUUUCCCAUGCUUAUGCCCGGACGCUGCCGUUGCCUGGCGUUCAGUGAUGGACGCACCCACCCCAGAUCCUUCUCCAAACUGGAAGUGUUUCCUGCCAGCCCCUUAUGCCAACAAGUCGAGAUCAUUGUCACCCUGAAAAAUGGGAAGACGACGUGUCUGAAGGCCGAUUCCCCCAAGGUCAAGAAACUGAUGACCAUUAUAAUGAAAAGGUCGUCGGGAUCCGGGCCUCGCGGCUGAGGCGGCAGCGGCCGCCGGGGGGCGCGCGCGGACCCCCCGCCUCCGGCCCGUGACGUCAGAGACAGGCCCCGCCCCCGACGUCUGCGCAGGCGCGGUCCGGCCCGACGAGUCCGGCCCCGCCCACACUGGAGGUGACGUCAGGCUCCGCCCCAGGAUGGACCAAUCAGAGGACGGGACGCGGUCUAGGGAGCACGCACGCGCGGACACCACGUUCGACCCCGCCCAGCGAGGCGGUGACGUCACCCCCGCCGAUCAGGGCCGUCAACUGAGCAGCGCCCCCUUGUGGGCGUGACUGGAGGGGGCGGGGUUUUCACUGCCCAACCGGAAGUCUUGACAAACUCAUUCCCAAACCGGAUGUGCUGUUGUGUUGUUUAAGGCCCAACUUGGCCUUCCCAAGCGCUUAGUCCAGUGCUCUGCACACAGUGAGCGCUCAAU
Messenger RNA from Tachyglossus aculeatus (Australian echidna), 867 nucleotides. Its product is annotated as alveolar macrophage chemotactic factor-like. Gene Ontology annotation, biological process: chemokine-mediated signaling pathway; antimicrobial humoral immune response mediated by antimicrobial peptide; inflammatory response. The record is from RefSeq and is a predicted model, not a curated record. Bases 109 to 432 code for a protein of 107 amino acids. Gene Ontology annotation, molecular function: chemokine activity; CXCR chemokine receptor binding. NCBI's taxonomy places the organism in Eukaryota, Metazoa, Chordata, Mammalia, Monotremata, Tachyglossidae. The transcript is spliced from 4 exons. Gene Ontology annotation, cellular component: extracellular region.